AUGUCGGCCGCCGAACCUGUGCAGACGCCCAAAGUCAAGCGUUCGCAGUUCAUCGACAAGCUUCACGAUCUCCUCGAGAACCCUCACGACCCCGACUCGCUGCGCUGGUCGCCCGACGGCGCCGCCUUCGAGAUCACGACACACGAAGCAAAGGCGAGAGCGGCCUUGUCGCCAAAAUGGGACUUUCGAUCGCUGAGCAGCUUCAUCCGCCAGCUGAGCUACUACAACUUCAAGCGCCUCAGUGACCGUCGACGGUCGAGCGAACGUCGCAGCUCGACGACAAGCUACAUCGUUUUCCACCACCCCUCCGGCUUCUUCAUCCGCGGCGACAAGUCACGACUCGACGGCAUCAUCCGCAAGACGCGACCAAAGACGCAGCAGAGUCGGAGGCAGAGCAUCGCCUCGAACCUCUCGACCGACGACUCGCUCUCCUCCGCUCCGGCUGCCGCGGCGUGGUCGACCGGCGUGGGCGAAGCAGCGCAGGCGGGUCCUUCGGCCCUUCCCUCGCCGUCGAGCCCGUUCUCCUACACGCCUGUCCCCGGCCUUGCCAAGUCGUACCAAGGUCCGCCUGCGACGAACGAUCCCGCCUGGCGACCCUACCAUGCGUCGGGCUGGCCUCCUGCAGCGAGUCACUCUCCCUUCGUCCAGCAACAGCAGAUGUACAGCGUCGCGCCUAUGCCAGGCUCGCUCCCUCCCAUGGGCUUCGACCCAACUCUCCCGCCGCUCGACCAGCAACACGCCCUGCGCCGCUCGAGCCUGAGCGAAUUCAAGAUCUCCCCCGAACCAAAGGUGCACGACUUGCAGACCAACGCGCACGGUCAGGCGUACCUCCCGAACGUCGCGCAGAUGCCGCCGCACCAACCUCCUCCACACGCAACCUUCGCCUUCCCCGCUCAGCCAUUCCCUCCUAAUCCCGCUUACCAUCCCCACGCACCUCCCUACGACGCCUACGCCUCGCACCUUCCCACCGACUCGCACCCGCACUCGCCCUACCCCUCCGGUCUCCCCUUCUCCUUCGACCCCACCCAGCCUCGCGGAUCAGGCUCGUCCUACGGGACCGGCACAUCCUUCAGUUCGCGCUCGUCAGGCCAAUCGCUCGUCCCGCCUCCUCCUGUGCAUCCGCAUCCGCAUGCGCAGAGACUGAGUAUAGCGGGCGGAGCGGUACCCUCGCCGCCUUAUUCGUAUUCGUCGGCCGACGCGGAGGAGGAUGGGUCGGUUCCGCCUCAGGGACAGGGGUCGUAUCCCCCUUCGAGGCAGGGCGAGUACCCUCCCCAGCAGGCGCAAGUCGACUAUCGAAGAGAGAGCGUACACGACCCGUCAUCUAUCGAUCCUCACCAGCCACUCGACCAGCACCCUCAAGCGCAUCACCAACUCCCUCCGCUCCCGCUCCAGCCUCAUCAGACGCAUCAAUUCAACCCCUCGCCCGCUGCGAUACCCCCUCCGCCUCCGCCGCCUCAAGCCGAGACAGGAGGACCACAGCUCCUGCAUCCGCAACCGCAGCAUCAGGCGUUGGUGGAUGUGGAGUGGAGACAUGACGGAGAUGGAGGAGGAGGAGGCGCGGAUCUGGCGGGCCAGUUUGGGGGUUGGGCGGCGGGAGGAGGGGCGGCGGGAGGAGGGAAGGAGGGAGGGCCUGAGGGAGAGGAGGUGGCGUGA
This is a messenger RNA of Rhodotorula toruloides NP11, 1653 nucleotides long. Its product is annotated as heat shock transcription factor. Gene Ontology annotation, molecular function: DNA-binding transcription factor activity; sequence-specific DNA binding. NCBI's taxonomy places the organism in Eukaryota, Fungi, Basidiomycota, Microbotryomycetes, Sporidiobolales, Sporidiobolaceae. The coding region runs from base 1 to 1653 and encodes 550 amino acids. The record is from RefSeq and is a predicted model, not a curated record. The transcript is spliced from 6 exons. Gene Ontology annotation, biological process: regulation of DNA-templated transcription.